CUUCCAUGCGUCUCCUCCCCUCCCCCACCUCCCUACCCCCACUCCACCGAAAACUGGGCCCGUGGUUGCCCACCGCCUGACAUCUGCAAGCUGCAUGCCCACGAGUGCCCACUUGGAAUCUCCAAUCAGCGAUAGCAGCAAUGACUUCAAAAUGGAGAACUAGUGAAUCUUGGUAUUCUCACCCAGUAUAUGCAAGAUAUUGGCGACAUUAUCAUCAUGCAAUGGUUUGGAUGCGAACCCACCAGAAUGUCUACAGGAAGUCCAGGAAUUCCUGUUUCACUUCCCCAUGGUUCUACCCUCAAGGAGUUCUUCCCUGGAACUCUGUUGCUUAUGAGGCUGGGCAUCCUUGGAACUAUCAAGGCCAACACAUGGUCUGGCAGGAGCCUCCCUACAGUGUUUCCUAUCUCCAAAGCUCUGGGCAGCCUUUGUAUGAUAGCAGUAGAAUCCAGGCAACCACAAGAGAAGAUGAAGGCCCAUAUGAAGAGGAAGAGAUGGAGUCGGAUUCAGAUAAUGAAAUAGAAUGCGACCUGAGCAAUAUGGAAAUCACUGAGGAGCUCCGCCAGUACUUUGCAGAGACUGAGAGACACAGAGAAGAGCGGCGGCGACAGCAGCAACUAGAAGCGGAGCGCCUGGACGACUAUGUAAAUGCCGACCAUGGGCUGUACUACAACCACCACCGGUCCACAGAGCCUCCCUCGGAGAAGCCUGGGGAGCGGCGUCAAGCCGAGAUGAAGCGCUUGUAUGGGGAUAGUGCUCCCAAGAUCAUGGCCAUGGAGGCUGCUGUGCAGAUGAGCUUUGACAAGUAUUGUGACAAAAAGCAGCCAAAAUACUGGCCUGUCAUUCCUCUGAAGUUCUGAGUCGUGGGCACAGGGACCUUGGGGAAAGCCUCCUGAACACAGUUCCUCGCCUUUCCCUCUGGAUGUGUUCUUUUCAUUUCUCCUGGACAUUUUUCAGAGAAAGAGGCUAUAUACCAACACAGUGGAUACGAUCUGUCAGCCACUUAGAGUUCUGUCAGCAGGAGGUACACUGUUGCCAACACAAGAAAUGUCCCCUUUACAUAAAGUGAUAAUCAUGUAUAUUAUACUGGCUCUUGAUUAAUCCCCUAAUAGAGUUCAGUUCAUGGACAUUUUUGCCUAGAGAUACAAUGAUUUGCAUUUAUGAUUUUCUGCUUUAAGCCUUCCUGGAUUCUAAGCCUUCCUGGAUGCCACAAAAGCCUUAAGCCACGUCAUUCUUUUUUUUUUUUUUUUUUUUUUUUUGAGACCAGUUCUCAUAUAAGCCAAGUUAGCCUCAAACUCUUAAAUCCUCUUCCUUCCACUUCCCAAAUGCCCAAAUGCUAGCUUACAGAUGUGCACCCCAUUCUGGGCUCUAAUCCACAUGUUCUCACUGACUGUAACCCUUUGGAUCCCUCUGAAAAUGAUACAAGAGUACAGCAGGAAAAAUGCCACUUGUUAUUCAGCGAGGUGUCAGCCUGCAUCCUCUCUAAAAGGCCUGAGAGCAAUGCUCUGGGCUUGGCAAGCCAUGUGCUCUGUCUCCUAACUGCCUAACCCUGACUUUACAGCGUCAAAACAGCCAUGGAUACUGAGUAAAGAAAUGAACUUGACUGUGUUCCAAUAAAACUUUAUUUGUAAAAUACAGGCCAUGGACUGGAUCUGAUCUACAACUGCUGCUAUAACAGAGUGAAAAUCACCCAUCUGACAUUCUUAUUUUGUUUUCUGUCCAGACCUUGGAUGUCAAACAGAAUUGAUAGCAAGGAACAGUAAUUCCCCAGUCUGGUCACUUUUGCAGCCUCUUGUCAGAAUGCACAGUUGAGCCCUUACUGCAUAUGGUAAAUACCAAUUUGCUAAGCAACUACAUCUGUGAGACGGAAACCUAAACAUUGACGGCACAGUCCAUUUAUAGAAGCCAGCUACUUUUUAAGUAAGUUAUUAACAGUGCAUUGCUGGGGUGAGCCUGUGUUGACCUGAGAAGAUUAGCACAUCCAUCAAAGGAAGACGUCAGGACACGAACUCGAGACCUGGGGCUAGAAGCUGAUGCAGAUGCCACGGAUUGCUGCUUACUGACUUCUUCCACACGACUUGGUCAGCCUGCUUUCUUGUAGAACCCAGGACCAGCGUCUCAGGGAUCUUUAUGAUUGCGAAAGCAUGUGGGUUGGACUGAACAGCGGAACAUCAGAAGCAGAAGUCUAAGACAUGACUAGAAAGAGCGAAGGACAGCCGCCUGCAGUCUCCAGAAAUUAGACGUCAAGAAAAUGGAUUCUCCCCCAAGAGCUUCUCGAAGAAAUGAAACUUUUCAUAUGCCUCGAUGUUAGCCCUGUGAGACUCCGUGCAGACUUCUGCCCUCGGGAAGCGUAAGAGGAUCUAUCUGUGGCUUAAGUCAUUGCAUUUGCGGCAAUCUAGCAGAAGGGACAAACAGGAAAUUGAUAUAGGAAGUGGAUGAUUGAUUGGUGACGCUGUGUACUGAGCAAUUCAUGUGCACUACAUGAUUGGUGAUGCUGUGUACUGAGCAAUUCAUGUGCACUACAUGAUUGGUGAUGCUGUGUACUGAGCAAUUCAUGUGCACUACAUGAUUCGAUCCUAGCACACCUCUGGAAGCCAAUUCGUUAUUGCCCAAAUCGAGAAAUGAACUCAGAGGAAGUGGCCCCAAGCCGGCAAAUGAGCCACAUCAGGAGGGAAGAUUGAUCUGGGCUUUGAGUCUCUCUGAGCUCUGGGUUACACUUGCCAUCUGCAGGUGAACAAAAAGAUUUGAGGGAGCCCGAGCUUUCUGACAUGGGAGACUGAGUCUCCACUGCCUGGGGUUGCAGAGUGGUUUGGAUGGGCAUUUGGUGAAAAAGAAAAAGAGAAGUCUGAGGUCAAGGCAGAAACUCACCCACAGUGGAUUUCGUGCAAGUAGAAUAAACCAUUUAGGAUGACUAUAAAGACCGAGAAGAAAGAGGGCCAACUGGGUAACAUAAGAAAACUCAGUACUGGGAAGAUAAGUGUCUGGAACAGAAACCUCAAAACUGUUAAAUCAAUUUUAAAAAGCAAGAUGGAACACACACACACAAACACGUGCGUGUGCUUGCGCUGAAUUAUUCCAUUGAUAUGAAAUGUUCAGAGAAGGCAAAUCCACUGAGAUAGAAAAUGAGUUAGUGUUUGCCAGGAACUGGAAAUUGGGUAAUACUCGUGCUGGCAGGGUCCUGAAGCAGUGAUGGACCCACAUGGUGAAACACCGUGAAUGUACAUGAGACCUAGCUAAGCUGGGUUUAGAGUGGACUUGCAUGAUCUAAUCCAUUCAGACUCCUAACCGCCUCUUUAAGGUUCCAAUAUCUCUUAAUAUCUCAUAGGAAGGAUUAAUUUCCAAAUGAAUUGCAGAGGAGACAAGUCGCAUUUGAACUGGAGCAGGUUUUCCGUGUUACACUUUGGACUUUAUGAGCAGCUGCUAAGCCUUCACAAAGGCCCGAACUGAACUAACCCAUUUCCCACAAUGAUCUGCUUGAAAGCAAUAACAGCACUGAGAAUCAAUGGGACCUACAGUGAAAGUGGCAGUGAAACAGGGGACAGAAGAUAGAUGUGAGAGAUGGAGAAGAAAUGACAACUCCAUCUUUCUAGGUGUUUCAGCCACUCAACCCGUCAGAAAUCUUGUUGGCUCUGCCUACAUCUCCUAUCACACCCCUGCCUCUCUCCCUGCCUUAGUUACUGUUCUAUUACUCUGAGGGAACACCAUGAUCAAGAAUUUUAUUAAAGGAAGCAUUUCAUUGGGGGAUUGCUUACAGUUUCACAUUGCUAGUCCAUGAUCAUCCUGGCGGGGAGGGAAGCACCAGGUAGGCAGCCAUGGUGCUGGUUAUGUAGCUGAGAGCUCACAUCUGAUUCACAAACUGUAGACAGAGAGUGAGCAAAAUUGGGCCUGAUGUGAGCUCCUCAAUCCUUAAAGCCUACCCCAGUGACUCACCUCCUCCAACAAGACUCUACCUUCUAAUCCUUCCCAAACAGCGGCACUAACUGGGGAACCAAGUCUUCAAGCAUAUGAGCUUUGGGGGACCAUUCUCAUUCAAACCUGCAUACUAUCCAAAUGCUACUGUCUGUUUCAAAUCGAGACUUUUUCAAUAGCUCCCUACCCACCCUUGCUUUCUCAUAAUCUCUUCUACACAAAACUCUGAUUUGGUUGGAAUGUAAAAUAUCCCGCAUCGGCUCAUGUGUUUGGACCUCUGGUCCCUAGGUCGUGAUGCUCUUUUGGUGGGUUGUGGUACAUGUGGAACGUGGAGCCAACCUAAUGGAGGUAGCUCAGUAGGGGUAGACUUGUAGGCUAUACCUUUUCUGACCCAACCCAAGUUCUCAGCUUCCUGGGCUGGUUACCAUGUCAGGGACUCUGUCCAGCUUCCUGCCACCGUGUUGCUGCUCUGCCAUGCCUUUCAUAUCAUGAUGGACUGUGACCCUUUGAAGCCAAGAGCCAAAGUAACCUUUUCUUCCCUUCCGUUGUUUCUGUCAGGUAUUUUGGUCUCGGUGGUGAGAAAAGGUAGCUAACAGAGCCUCUAGAUGAAGUCCACUCAAAUCAUUUCCCCCACACCUCUACCAUACCCAAAUGUCACUUAGAGAAACUAGACAAUGGGUCCCAGAACAAAAGAGAAAUUAACUCUCAUGUUCUAUAACACAGUAAGUUGGCUACAGUCUAUAAGUUUAUGAUGUAGUUCAACAUAGCUGGAAAAAAAUAUGAACAUUUCCGACCCAUAAAAAUGAUAAAUAUUUGAGAACAUAGAAAUACAGUUAUCCCAAAUCAGUCAGUAAUACUUACACAUAUACUGAACUAUUAUGUUAUACCCCUUCAAUACUUAACAGAUAUGAUGUGUCAAAAAUAAAACAUACUUUAGAACCAAAUUAGGAUAGCUCGCCAGGUAAAGCAGGGACCCAAGCUCCAUUCAUGUGUGGAACCCAUGGAAAAAGCUGAAUGUGGAGUAAUUCCACUUAUGCAGCAAGCUGAGAGGCAGAAACAGGAAAAUCACCCAGAAGCUAGUGGGGCAACUAGCCUGGAGUAUGCAGUGUGGAAGAAACAUGGAGGGAGAAGGGCAUCUUUUCCUCACGCAUGCCACCACAUGGCAGGCGAGGGAGAUGGGACCAGCUCUCCCAGUCUCCUACCCUCGCCCGUGCCCCCAUCCCCUGCAAACAGGGUCAGCUCUAUUGUGCUGCCCAGGCAAGAUGUAAAACCUGCUCUCCCGAGUGCUUCAGCCUGUGAGGGACGGGACCAGUUCUCCCAAGUCUUGCAGCCUUUGAGAGGCGGGGCCAAGUCUGUACAGCCCUGUCUUCUCAGCCUCCAGUGUCAUCAGGAGCCAUGCACAUCAACACAGACUGGCUGCAAUAGGGCCAUGAACUUAUUGUCCACAGCAGCAUCCCAGGCCCAGACAUCACCUUGGCCCAAGGUGGUAAUUAAGCCACCCACCUCAGCUUGUUCCUCACCAUUUUCACCUCCAGAUACGCCUCUGUCCACAGGGCUCAAACCAUUCUCUCUUUCCCAUAGCACACCAUAGUUCACCAUAAUAGUGCCCAAGGGCCCAGUGCCACAAGGGGGGCCUGUCUUUUCUCCUUGGAGCCCAGGAUGGACCACCCCACCUGCUCGUGGGUCUCCUUGUCCAGCUCAGUACGUCACAGUACUAGGUAGUCUACCGACUUCUUAACCCCUGUGGAGAAAUGAAAAGAGCAAGUCUCCAAAGCAGCCCACAUUGCUCUCAGACUCACUAUGUAGUUAAGAAUGAUUCGGAACUUCUCAUCUUCCUACCUCUGCCUCCUGACUACUGGAAUUACAGAUACUGAGGCUUGAACUAGACUCCAGAGCUUCGUGUGUGCUAGGCAAGCCCUCUACCAACUGAGCUACAUCCUAUGCCUGGCCACCUGACUCUUAAAUUACGUGCAUGGAUAUCUGUCAUUUGUUUAAUAUUAACUGCUAGAGGAUAAGAAAACCACAGACCCACCCCACCCCUGUCUACCCCAUUCCUGAGUAAAGACCUCCAUUUCUAAAAGAAGCUAGAAAAGAAAGAAUGGAAAGCCAAUUGCUCCUUCUGGACUUGAUCCAUCAAGAGUGCAGGCACCAAGUGCCCUGAAACCAACUAGGCGGCUUAGGGCCCAGCAUCUGCUCCAAGUCUUCCUCAUCCAGUAAAACCAUAGGAAGGGAGGAAAGAGCGGCUCCCUCCUUAGUGCUGUGAGCACACAUUUCUAGUCCUUUCCCCACAUGCCAUACUGUGCUACUUGGGAGUAGAUGAGUCACAUGAAUUGCUUUGGCCAAUGAGAUACAAAUAGAAGUCAUUAUAAACUGGUGCUCCAACUUCCUUUAUGUUCUCUUCCCUGGGUCUCAGAAACACCAGGACUAGAUGAUGUGAGGUCCAGGCUAAUGACCUUCAUCAGGCUGUGAGUGAGGAUACAAAAAAAAAAAAGGUUUAGUU
Messenger RNA from Arvicola amphibius (Eurasian water vole), 6406 nucleotides. RefSeq names its product gem nuclear organelle associated protein 8 (gene Gemin8). NCBI's taxonomy places the organism in Eukaryota, Metazoa, Chordata, Mammalia, Rodentia, Cricetidae. Gene Ontology annotation, cellular component: SMN complex. Bases 141 to 857 code for a protein of 238 amino acids. Gene Ontology annotation, biological process: spliceosomal snRNP assembly. The transcript has 6 exons. The record is from RefSeq and is a predicted model, not a curated record.